GCUCCGUCGGUCGAGUUUCUAUAUUAGUUUCAUUUUAGCAGUGGAAAAAAUUUUCGGUUUUUAUAUCUUCAGUGCUAAUUAAUAUAUCAGCAUAAAAGAGAAUAUUUAAAACACGAUCCAGACAGUUACCCUAGGGAGUCUAAAGUCCAACUUGUUGCAUCCACUAUUGGCGGCGUUGCUGCUGUUGUUGCUGAAUUUGUUGUUGCUGCCACAACUAUAAUCGCGCAGUACUAUUAUUAAUUAUAUAUAAUAUAUACGUCUGCCCGUUAAGUGACGAAAAAGUCAACAAUGUCGGCGCUUCUUAAAAUGCGCAGAGUGCAAAAACUCUUUACGCCUACCUUUGUGCGCAGCGUUUCGGAUGCGGUAAAGUAUCCGAAGAUCACCACACACUAUACCCUGCACCCGCGUGAAAAGGACGAAAGAUGGAAGGAGGUGGACAUGGAGCGUUGCGUCGAGGAGGUGGACAUUGUUAUCGUGGGUGGUGGACCGGCGGGCAUGUCGGCGGCCAUAAGGGCCAAGCAAUUGGCUGCAGAAAAAGAUCAGGAGAUACGCGUCUGUGUUGUGGAAAAAGCCGCUGAAGUGGGUGGUCACAUCCUCUCGGGGGCUGUCAUCGAUCCCGUUUCGAUUAAUGAGCUGAUACCCGAUUGGCAGGAGCAAGGAGCACCUCUGAACACGCCCGUCACCAAGGAUACAUUCUCGCUGCUCACUGCAACGGGCCGGCACUCGAUACCCAUUUUCAAAGGCUGGCCCAUGGACAACCAUGGCAACUAUGUUGUGCGCUUGGGCCACUUGGUUAAGUGGUUGGGCGAUCAAGCCGAAGCCCUAGGCGUUGAAAUUUAUCCGGGCUGUGCGGCAUCCGAGGUGCUGUUCCACGAGGAUGGCAGUGUCAAGGGCAUUGCUACCAAUGAUGUGGGCAUUGCAAAGAGUGGAGCGCCCAAGGAUACAUUUGCUCGUGGCAUGGAGCUACACGCGAAGACCACCAUUUUCGCCGAGGGCUGUCGGGGUCAUCUGACCAAACAGAUCAUUCAGCAAUUUGGCCUUACGGAUGGCAGCGAGCCGCAGGCCUAUGGUAUUGGCUUAAAAGAGGUGUGGGAAAUAGCGCCCGAAAAGCAUCAACCUGGCUUGGUGGAGCACUCCAUAGGUUGGCCGCUGGAUCGGUUUACAUACGGCGGUUCCUUCCUCUACCACCUGAACGAGCCAACUCCCGCGAUAGCUGUCGGUUUUGUUGUGGGUUUGAACUACAAGAAUCCGUGGAUCAGCCCCUUCCAAGAGUUCCAGCGCUUCAAGACGCACCCAAAAGUGCGCGAUAUAUUCGAGGGUGGCACUCGUAUCGCCUAUGGUGCGCGUGCCAUUAACGAAGGCGGCUUCCAGAGCUUGCCCAAGAAACUGUCCUUCCCAGGCGGCUGUCUAGUCGGCUGCAGUGCCGGUUUCCUCAAUGUGCCACGCAUCAAGGGCUCCCACUAUGCCAUGAAGAGUGGCAUGCUGGCUGCGGAGAGCGCUCUUGAGGCCAUCAAUGCAGAUACGCAGUCCACCGCUGGGGUGGAGCCUACAACUUAUGCCGACAAAAUCAAGGACUCUUUCGUAUGGAAGGACUUGUAUAGGGUGCGCAACGUACAUCCUUCCUUCCACAAUCCCUUCGGACUGUAUGGUGGUAUGGUGCUAAGUGGCUUCUCCAUUUUUAUGGGUGGGCGCGAACCCUGGACCCUCAAGCAUGGCCCACAGGAUCAUGAAUCCCUAGAGCUUGCCAGUAAAAGCGAAAAAAUUGUGUAUCCCAAACCCGAUGGCAAAAUCUCCUUCGACUUGCUAUCCUCAGUGGCACUAACGGGCACUAACCAUGAGGGCGACCAGCCUGCUCACUUGACGCUGAAAGACGACCGGAUACCAGUUGAUCACAAUUUGGCCCUCUACGAGGGUCCGGAGCAGAGAUUCUGCCCGGCCGGCGUUUACGAGUACGUGCCAAACGAGGAGGGCGGCAACUUGAAGCUGCAGAUCAAUGCCCAAAACUGCAUACAUUGCAAAACCUGUGAUAUCAAGGAUCCCAAGCAGAACAUCAAUUGGGUUGUACCUGAAGGUGGCGGCGGCCCAGCCUACAAUGGCAUGUAAAGAGAGAUCCAGGGAUGUUACAAUCGCUGCUCAACAGAUACCAAUAUUGCAUUUCUUUAGUUUGUAAAACGAAAAUUUUACCCACAAUAUUUCGAAAGUUUUAAAUUUAUAUUAGGCAGAAUCUAGAUCGGCAAUAAAAAGUUGUAAAAUUCGCAAAAAAAAAAACACUUUGAU
Molecule: messenger RNA, 2277 nt
Organism: Scaptodrosophila lebanonensis
Lineage: Eukaryota; Metazoa; Arthropoda; Insecta; Diptera; Drosophilidae
Gene: Etf-QO
Product: electron transfer flavoprotein-ubiquinone oxidoreductase, mitochondrial
Exons: 6
Coding region: 289-2103 (604 amino acids)
Biological process (GO): electron transport chain
Cellular component (GO): mitochondrial inner membrane
Molecular function (GO): electron-transferring-flavoprotein dehydrogenase activity; iron-sulfur cluster binding
Source: RefSeq, a predicted model, not a curated record